AUGGCCACCACUACCACAGAGGAAAGCUCUCCAGUCCCGACCACUGUAGCACCCCAUCAGCCUGACUUGGAAGACAGCCUAAAACCCAACUCAGAGGCAGAAGCUGAGCUGGGCGAGACCCAGUGUGACAGAGAGGAAAAAGAGGAUGAGGAACAUGAAGAAGUGGAAAGAAGCUGUGAUUUGGAGCAGGAGAAUACAAAAGGGAAGAGUUUGGACCCAGAGUGGGUGGAGGAGAGGUUCAGGAUCGAUAGGAAGAAGCUGGAGACCAUGUUGUAUGCUCCAAAGCAUGAGGGUGUCGAGACGGGAGAGGAGUUUUUUGAGAGAGUAAUGAGAGAAACUAACACUCAGGUGAAAUGGCCAUCCAAACUGAAGAUAGGAGCCAAAUCAAAGAAAGAUCCACACGUGAAGGUGGAAGGGAAGAGAGCUAAUGUCCUGGAAGCCAAAAGGAAGAUACUAGAAGUGUUGGAAACCAGGGUAAACAAGGUGACUCUAAAAAUGGACGUGGCCUAUACGGAGCAUUCUCAUGUGAUUGGAAAAGGCGGAGGGAAUAUCAAAAAAGUGAUGGAGGUCACAUCCUGUCAUAUUCAUUUCCCUGACUCUAACCGUCACAAUGCUACUGGAGAGAAAAGCAACCAGGUCUCCAUCGCUGGGCCCAUAGAAGGCGUAGAGGAAGCCAGGAGGAGGAUAAGAGACCUCCAGCCGCUAUCCUUGACCUUUGACCUGCCAGUGAGUCUUGUGCCCCAGGCUCUGCCAGAUCCGGGUUCACCACUUAUCCAGCAGGUAGUACAGACUCUGGGGGUCAGUGUGAGCUUCAGGGCCAUGCCACCCCAGCCUCAAGCCCAGCCGCCCUUUUAUGGAAGCUGCUGCACCGUCUGGGGUAUGCAGGGCAAUGCAGAUGUUGUAAAGAAGGCGACCUGCAUCUUGAUGGACCUCCUGCUGGGAGCAGAGGUUGCAGGCGGUAUUGUCAGUAGCCAGCUGGACGUCACCUCCCAGCAGCACCUAUUCCUGCUGGGACAGAAUGGCGCUCACUUCCUAAGCGUUAUGCACCAGACCCAGACCCAGAUCAUCCUACCGGACCUCAGCGCCCCUCAGAGUCCUCCCUCGCUGCUCAUUCAGGGCAGCCCUGAUGGUGUUUGUCUGGCUCGGCAGCAGCUCAUGGACUGUCUGCCUGUGUGUUUGAUGUUUGACAUGCGUGAAGAUGGGGAGGCUGAUCCCUGUAAGCUAGCUCAGAUGAUGCGAAACCUUGGAGUCUUCAUUAGCGUCAAGCCCAAAGUAAAACAGACCAGCAAGUCAGUUGUGGUGAAAGGUCUGGAAAGGAAUAUUUCCUGCCUCUAUGAGGCCCGCCGUCUGCUCCUGGGGCUGGAUUCCUCUGAGACUGUUAAGAUAGCUGAAAUGACUCCUGGCUCUCUGCUACCUGGCAGUGGGCUGACCAAUUACUGGCUCAAUAUGUUGCUGCAGCAGCUUCGCCUGUCUGAACAGGGCCCCGUGCCUGUUCCUGCUACAGAGAUGCCGAACGGUACAAAGCCACGCCCCUCACCUCCACCAGGCCUCACCUCUCCCACUGAGGAGGGUAGGGCAGGGCCGAUGGGAACAGAUGGUCGACCUCUGGAGAAGAUUCUGGAAAAUGAGGACCAGUUUGGUCAGCAUGAGAGCUCUGAGGGUGUGGCGAUGUCAUCGUCUGAGACGUGUGACGCUUUGAAGAGCAGCAUCAGCAGGAUCGGACUGAAUGGUCGGAGGGGGAGCCUUCAGGGUCCUGAAAUUGCCAAGGUUUUCAGCCAGGGCAGGCGCCAUUCAACAGGGCAGGUGUUAACAUACAGAUUGCUGAACGCAGACACUGAGGGGGGGAGGAGUGAGCGGAGGAACAGCCUGAGGAGAGAUGUGACUCUGGCUCAAAAUGUUCGCGCUGACUCAUUCAAGGCUGAGGAUUAUGACUACGAAAAGAAGAAACUGCUGGCAACCAGAGCCAUGCAGAGGAAGCCUAUAGUCACAGAGGUCCGCACGCCCACAGACACGUGGAGUGGCCUUGGCUUCUCCAAGUCUAUGCCAGCCGAGGCCGUAAAAGAGCUUCGCAACAUCAGCAGACGCAACUACAAACCCUACCUGAGCACCGGUAAUAACCAGCAACAGUCUUGGGCUGCUCAGACAGGAAAGGUGGCUAAUGGAAGCGACUCUGAGAACUGGAGGGACAGACGUGGAUCCACAUCUUCAUCCCAGCCCAUCUCUUCCUCUUCGUCCUCAUCCUCAUCUUCCCCAUCCUCACCUCUGACUACUUUCUCCUCAUCAUCCUCUUUUCCUGCAUUUGCCUCCUCAAUGAACCGCACCAGAAGCGACAAGCCCUCGGAGAGCUUUGCGAGCAACGGCAGCAGCUACUUCGAAAGUGUGUGCUCACAGAGGAGGGGGUCGACCUGCAGUCAGCGGAGCCCCAGCCCCCACUUGACAGAUGACCUGCCUGAGCUGCUCGGCCAACUGGGCCUGCUCAAAUACAUCGAUGUGUUUGAACAGCAAGAGAUCGACUAUCAGACAUUCCUCACGCUGUCUGAUGAAGAUCUGAAGGAAGUGGGUGUAUCUACCUUUGGAGCCAGGCGCAAGAUGUUAUUAGCAAUCUCAGAACUGAACAAAAGCAAGAGGAGGCUCUCGGAUACACCUGCUGUGAAGCCUGGCUACCUGGAAGGUGGUGCUAGUGGUAGACUUCCACGAAUCAUGGAUGUGGAAGCUGCAGCUCAGAGUAACCGCUGGUGAGGGAAGACGCCAAAUAUGUGGAGAUAUUCUAAUGGGAAAAUAUACAACAAUGAUGAUGCCAGUACUAAAGUCUUACUAGCUCAUUUACUACAAAGGGAGAGGUGCGAGAUUGUCCUGAGAAACUACAAAAAUUAUGUAAAAUAUUUAAACACCGUGCCUUUCUUCUACAGCGUAACCCAAAGUUUUUUUAUAUAAUAAUUCAAAACAAGGAGGCUUUCCAUCCAAAACUCAGUUAUGACAAGAAACGAACUACACAAAGCACACAGGAACAGGAGAAAAUGUUGAUUUUUUUUUGUCAUAAAGUGCCUUUCUUAUGCAAACUCUAUAUUUCGACCAUAUUAACCACAAUCUUUAUGCAACUGUAAC
Messenger RNA from Pelmatolapia mariae (spotted tilapia), 3105 nucleotides. RefSeq names its product bicaudal C homolog 2 (gene bicc2). Gene Ontology annotation, cellular component: cytoplasm. The coding region runs from base 1 to 2739 and encodes 912 amino acids. Gene Ontology annotation, molecular function: RNA binding; protein binding. The transcript is spliced from 19 exons. The record is from RefSeq and is a predicted model, not a curated record. Lineage: Eukaryota; Metazoa; Chordata; Actinopteri; Cichliformes; Cichlidae.